CGUCAGGGCCCUUAUAGAAAAACCUCCAAAACACCAAUUUUGCUCAUGGGCGCUUUUCUUUCUCGAAUGUUCACGGUACAGCGAUAACGGUACUCCAGUCCAGGAGGUGGCAGUAAUACAUUUUGUAUUCGAUGUGAUGAAGAAGAAGCCGAAGAGAAAUGCGGAACAACAUUAGCUUUUCGUUAGCUUAGCAUUGUAAAUCCUCGCGCCUUCUGUAAACAAACUAGUCUUUGAAACGCAACAACAGUUUUGCCUAGUAGGAUUUCUUUCUAACGCGCUAUCGGCUUAACGUCGUAGACCAUUUUGUUGUAAUGACAUUAUUGUUUAGCUUAGUUUAGCUAGCCACGUAUAUAUACACCAAGCACCAGCGCAGUGAGAGCUAGCCAGCUAGCUAGCUCGCUAGCUCAGUGAUGUAGUGCUUUAAUUUGAGCAGUGCGGAUUAAAUUAACGGAUAAAUGUCUGAAAGUGAAGGAGGAGGAAGUGUUUAAUACCGCCGAACAGGAAAAAGAUGGGAACUCCGUUUAAGAUUCCGAAGAAGAAACAACCAUCGGAUUCCUCCAUCAUUUGCAUGACGUCACCUCUCUCGCGGCUUCAGGAUGACGUCACACCAAAAUUGCCCUGGAUUCGAGACACUUUGAACGGGCAAAAGUCGAACGGAAGCGUCUGUGUCAAUGGGAGAAGAGAAAUGAAGCCUGGAGCUACCGGAGCAGACCGAUGGAGACCCAAGAGAGCAUCAGAUAAGCUGUGCCAGCGUGAGGAAGACAAGCACACACCUGCAGCUAAGAAGCAAUGGGGACCCGGCACACAGUCGUCACAGCCCAGGGAUGAGGACGAUGAGGAAGAGAACGAGGAGGAGAGGAAGAAGGCUGCGUUGCCAGUCAGAGAAACAAAGAGCGGAAACACGCAAGAGUCUGUGAGCACGGGUGUAGCGGACAAGCAGAAUGGACAGAGCACACACUCUUCGUCUCACACCCCCGCCGAGGUCGGUGUGCCGGUGAAGCUAGCGAGGACACCAAAGGACACGCUCGUCCGAUCCGGUUCGGUACAACAAGCUGCCAGCGAUGGUCCUUAUGCCAGGAGGAAGCUCCGGCUGAGGCUUUCAUACAAAACGUAUGGGAGAGCCAAAGCAAGCUGUGCAGAACCCAUUGUUCUCUCCAGUGGUGAUGAAGACGAAGGAGAGGAUGAAGCACGCGGUGAUGCUCAACUAAAUCCAGAUCUACAGAAAAGCCAAAAUAUUAUUUCAGGAGGUCAGAGUUCAUCUCCUGCCAUGAUGGAACUCGCCUUCUCCACUCUGUACUUUGGCACAACACGGAGUCACGCUGAUGGACCCAUCAUGAUCACAGAAGAGUGCAUCUCGAUUCGACUGAAAGGGUCAGGAGCGGAGGCUGAUGGCGGUGAUGGCGAGCGUGCGGAGGUGUGCGUGGUGCCCUCGGAGCUGCGAGCGUACGGCGUGUGGGAUGCCGCUGGCAGCGGGUUGAUGGAGCUGCGCGACUCUUCAUCCUCCAUCGUGUUCUUUGCUCUGAGCGAUGCUCAGGCUCGACUGCUGCACACUGAGCUCUCGGCGCUACAUGAACAGACAGCAGCCCCACCCUGCCCGUUCAUAUUGUUGCACCUGAUUGGCCGAUUGGACGAGCUGCAGGAAGCCACCUUAGCAUCGCUGAUGGAGAUGAUGGCUCUGAGGAGCGGACACCCGUCCCUGGGAACAGCUCUGUCCCGGGAGGAGGGGCUGAAACGGGCUCUGUGCCACCCUCACGGUGCCCACUUCCUCACCCUGCUGGGAAACAAAGUAACCAAUCGGGAAAACCACAACGGGACCAGAAGCAGAAAACUACCUGAGGUUACGAAUACCAGACACACACUACGCAGCCAUACAAGACAGCCAAGCAUGCCCAAAAGGUUAAUUCAGUACCCCCCUCCACCCUUGAAAGGUGGCAUCACCGUGACAACCGAAGACCUGGAGUGCCUUAGGGACGGCGAAUUCCUCAAUGACGUCAUCAUUGACUUCUACCUCAAUUCUCUCCCUAGGUACCUGCAGUUAGAGAGAGCAGAUCGGGACGUGGCCGACAGGUCGCACAUCUUCAGCAGCUUUUUCUACAAGCAGCUCACACGCAAAUCCAAUAGCAGCGAGGAGGCCGGCAGCACAGCGCAGUACAGACGCCAUGGGAGAGUGAGAACGUGGACCAGAAAAGUCGACAUUUUCAGCAAAGACUACCUCUUCAUACCUGUCAAUCAGAAAGCCCACUGGUACCUUGUAGUGAUCUGUUUCCCGGGUUUGCUGGAGCCUGAGUGCGUGCCGUGGAAGAAAAGCCAAACAGAAAGUUCGGUUGAUCCAAAGGGCAAAUCAAAGGACGGCACUCUUAAAUCCAGUGAUCAUCCGGACUGCACAGUGCUCACCUGCCAGAGAACCAUGGUCACCAGAAGGCCUUGCAUUCUGAUCAUGGACUCUCUGAAGCUAUCCUACCACUAUCGCAUCUACACGCUGUUACAAGAGUACCUCCAGGUGGAGUGGGAGGUGCGGAGAGGAACUCCUCGAGUGUUUAAUAACAACAGCAUUAAAGGGAGCCUCUGCAAAGUGCCACUGCAGGACAACAGCAGCGACUGUGGCCUUUACCUGCUGCAGUACGUCGAGAGUUUUCUGCAGAAUCCAGUCGUACACUUUGAUCUCCCGCUCCGGCUCGAGCGCUGGUUUCCACAGCAGCAGGUCCGACGGAAGAGAGCGGAGCUCCGCGAGCUGGUGCUCCAGCUGUACCAGGAGCGAGGGGGCGGAACCGUGCGGUACAGCAGCUAACGCAAUUGGAACGAAGGGUCGGACUGUUCGGAACGAUACGAUCCUUUGUACCUCGGUUUCUCCAAACACAACACGUGCGCUAGACAUGAUUUAUACGAUCGCGUUCCCUUAAUUCCACGACGCACUGAAAUCACCUUAGUAAAGAUGUUCAAAUGUGUGUGUGUGUGUGUGUGUGUGUGUGUAAACACUCAAUUGUGCAAAGGGAACUAAAAGGAGUAAGAGUGCAGAAACACCGUUUUACCAAGAUGCGAAGUAUAUUUGUAUUUCCUGUUAAUUUAUUACAUUUGUAUAGUUUGUGUUUUAAUAUAUGAAAGCAAAAAUAAAUAUAAUAAAGAAAUGUAACGCUUCUAAAAAA
Ictalurus punctatus (channel catfish) is the source of this 3143-nucleotide messenger RNA. It is a transcript of the gene senp7b, whose product is annotated as SUMO specific peptidase 7b. Gene Ontology annotation, cellular component: nucleus; cytoplasm. NCBI's taxonomy places the organism in Eukaryota, Metazoa, Chordata, Actinopteri, Siluriformes, Ictaluridae. The coding region runs from base 509 to 2788 and encodes 759 amino acids. Gene Ontology annotation, biological process: protein desumoylation. Gene Ontology annotation, molecular function: SUMO-specific endopeptidase activity. The record is from RefSeq and is a predicted model, not a curated record. The transcript has 21 exons.